Drosophila erecta is the source of this 5445-nucleotide messenger RNA. It is a transcript of the gene tim, whose product is annotated as protein timeless. The transcript is spliced from 16 exons. The record is from RefSeq and is a predicted model, not a curated record. The coding region runs from base 675 to 4931 and encodes 1418 amino acids. Gene Ontology annotation, molecular function: DNA binding. Gene Ontology annotation, cellular component: replication fork protection complex. Gene Ontology annotation, biological process: DNA repair; DNA replication checkpoint signaling; replication fork arrest. NCBI's taxonomy places the organism in Eukaryota, Metazoa, Arthropoda, Insecta, Diptera, Drosophilidae.
UUUUGUUCAGUGCACCGAAGCGUUCCGACUAUUGCUGUUGUUCCCAGAGUGUUCUCCGGAUUUUACGGCGCUGGUUAUUCAUGUUAUCGAACAUCGUCAGUGGCGGUGGGCAAAUAAACGUGCGGCACGUUGUGAUUACACGUGAGCCGAGUUCGCUGGCUGUCCGGCAAUGGGUGCGAGCGGGACGGAGCAGCGCGGCGAGAGCUUUCGGCGCGCCUAUCCCGCUCGCACAGACGCCGGCCGCGGCACGUUGGCGCUGUGUGAGUGGGUGUUUCGGUCAGUGUGUGUAUCUGUGAGAUGCAUUUUGUAUCUGACUUCAGUGAGCUAGCCGUAACUCAGAUCGCAUUCAGCAUUGUGCGUUUCAAAUACAAACCAAAAAUAUUUUCGUUAGUGUAUAUAGAAACACUGAAACUAAAACACGAUCUAUUCUACAAAGAAACCCAACAAGUGCUCAGAAAAGCUCAAUUGCUUAGAAAGAUAAACAAUCAGCUUGAAUUAAAACAGCUAAAACUAAAACAGCAACAUAUUUAACGACCGAGAAAAUUUGAAAAUUGUUACAGCUAACGCGCAAAUUGCCAAGAGGUACCUCAAUGUUAGCCAUCGACAAUGAGCAGAGUUAGGCAGCUCCACAAUCACAUCUGGAAUAAUCAGAACUUUAUCAAGUGAAAUCGGUUAUGGACUGGUUACUAGCAACUCCGCAGUUGUACAGUGCGUUCUCCUCUUUGGGCGGCUUGGAAGGGGAUACCUAUGUGGUCAGCCCAAAUGCAUUGGCCAUUCUGGAGGAGAUCAACUACAAGCUCACCUAUGAGGACCAGACACUACGCACCUUUCGACGAGCCAUUGGCUUUGGCCAGAAUGUGAAGUCAGAUCUGAUACCGCUGCUGGAGAAUGCCAAGGACGAUGCGGUCCUGGAGUCGGUCAUCCGGAUACUGGUCAACCUGACGGUGCCGGUUGAGUGCCUGUUCUCCGUGGACGUGAUGUACCGCACGGAUGUGGGUCGCCACACCAUUUUCGAGCUGAACAAGCUGCUGUACACCAGCAAGGAAGCAUUUACGGAGGCCAGGAGCACCAAGAGCGUGGUGGAGUACAUGAAACACAUACUGGAGUCGGACUCAAAGUUGUCGCCGCACAAAUGCGAUCAAAUCAAUAACUGUCUGCUGCUGCUGAGGAAUAUCCUCCACAUUCCGGAGACGCAUGCCCAAUGCGUGAUGCCCAUGAUGCAGUCGACGCCCCAUGGCAUCUCCAUGCAGAACACGAUUUUGUGGAACCUCUUCAUCCAGAGCAUCGACAAAUUACUCCUGUAUCUGAUGACCUGUCCGCAGAGAGCUUUUUGGGGAGUGACCAUGGUGCAACUGAUUGCCCUGAUCUACAAGGAUCAGCAUGUGAGCACUCUGCAAAAACUGCUUAGCCUCUGGUUCGAAGCCUCUCUGUCGGAGAGCUCUGAGGAUAACGAGAGUAAUACCUCGCCACCCAAGCAGGGCAGUGGCGAUUCCAGUCCCAUGCUCACCUCGGAUCCCACCUCCGAUUCCUCGGACAACGGCAGCAAUGCCCGCAGUAUUGUCGGUGGCAUGCGGGAGGGAGCAUCAGCCACUUUGCAGGAUGUGAGCCGCAAGGGCCAGCAGUACCAGAACGCCAUGGCCAGGGUGCCAGCCGAUAAGACCGAUGGCUCCGAGGAGGCCAGCGAUGUGACGGGGAACGACAGCGAACAGCCAGGAUCUCCGGAGCAGUCCCAGCCCUCUGGCGAGUCCAUGGAUGAUAAGGAUUACGAGGACCAGAGACGCAGCCAGCUGCACGAGAACGGAGAGCUGGAUAAAAAUGAGGAUAAAGUGGAGAAAGAGGAGUGCCUGCUAUUGGCCCCAGCCACGGAGCCCCUAAACUUAAGCCAACAACCAGCUGACAAGCUCAACAGCACUACCAACCCAACGUCCAGCCCACCACAGGGCUGCGUGGGUCAUGAGCCAUUCAAGGCACCACCUCCUCUGCCAGUCAAGGCCUCCACCUCAGCACCUGCUCCGAUGCAGCAGUUCAACGCGACCCACGUGACUGCGGUGGACUUGGGCCAAAAGUCGCCGCAUGCCGGCCAGCUGCAGCUGACCAAGGGCAAGUGUUGUCCACAGAAACGGGAAUGCCCCUCCUCGCAGUCGGAGCUGUCGGAUUGCGGCUAUGGCACCCAGGUGGAGAAUCAGGAAUCUAUCUCCACCUCCAGCAACGACGACGAUGGGCCGCAGGGCAAGCCGCAGCACCAAAAGCCUCCGUGCAACACGAAACCACGGAAUAAACAACGGGCGGUUAUGUCGCCAAUGGACAAGAAGGAGCUGAGACGCAAAAAGUUGGUCAAACGCAGCAAAAGCAGCCUCAUCAACAUGAAGGGUCUGGUGCAGCACACGCCCACCGAUGAUGACAUAUCCAAUCUCCUGAAGGAAUUCACCGUGGACUUCCUCCUCAAGGGCUACAGCUAUCUGGUGGAGGAACUGCACAUUCAACUGCUUUCCAAUGCGAAGGUGCCCAUUGACACGUCGCACUUCUUCUGGCUGGUCACCUACUUCCUGAAGUUCGCCGCCCAACUGGAGCUGGAUAUGGAGCACAUCGACACCAUUCUCACCUACGAUGUGCUGAGCUACUUGACCUACGAGGGCGUGUCCCUCUGUGAGCAACUGGAACUCAAUGUCCGGCAGGAGGGCAGUGAUCUGAAGCCGUAUCUCAGGCGCAUGCACUUGGUGGUGACGGCCAUCAGGGAGUUCCUCCAGGCCAUCGAAACGUACAACAAAGUGACCCACCUGAAUGAGGACGACAAAGCCCAUUUGAAGGAGCUCCAGCUGCAGAUUAGCGAAAUGUCCGAUCUGCGGUGCCUUUUUGUGCUGCUGCUGAGGCGCUUCAAUCCCAGCAUCCAUUCCAAGCAGUAUCUCCAGGAUCUGGUGGUUACCAAUCACAUUCUCCUCCUCAUUCUGGACAGUUCGGUCAAACUCGGUGGGGGUCAAUCCAUUCGCCUGUCGGAGCACAUUGCCCAGUUUGCUACGCUGGAGGUGAUGCACUACUAUGGCAUCCUGCUGGAGGACUUCAGCAACAACGGAGAGUUUGUCAAUGACUGCAUCUUCACCAUGAUGCAUCACAUAGGUGGCGAUCUGGGCCAGAUUGGGGUGCUCUUUCAACCAAUUAUUUUGAAAACCUAUUCAAGAAUUUGGGAAGCGGACUAUGAACUAUGCGAUGACUGGUCUGAUCUCAUCGAGUAUGUGAUUCACAAGUUCAUGAAUACUCCUCCGAAGUCGCCACUCACCAAUCCCACAACUUCCUUGACGGAAAUGACGAAGGAACACAACCAGGAGCAUACCGUUUGCACUUGGUCGCAGGAGGAAAUGGACACCCUGUAUUGGUAUUAUGUGCAGAGCAAGAAGAACAACGAUGUUGUGGGAAAGAUAGUACAGCUCUUUAGCAACAACGGCAACAAGCUGAAAACCCGGAUUUCUAUUAUCCAACAACUCUUGCAACAGGAUAUUAUAACCUUGCUGGAAUACGACGACCUGAUGAAGUUCGAGGAUGCUGAGUAUCAGAGAACGCUGCUGGCCACUCCCACUUCCGGAACCACAGAGUCCGGAAUCGAGAUUAAGGAGGGCGCCUACGGCAAACCCUCAGAUGAUGUGCAGAUCCUGGUUGACCUGAUCAUCAAGGAGAACAAAGCGCAUCACCUGUUGUGGCUGCAAAGGAUCCUCAUCGAGUGCUGCUUCGUCAAGCUGACCCUGCGGAAUGGUUUCAAGAGUCCGGAGAGUUUCAAGCACAUCAUGGAGCCGGUGGCCUACCACUGCAUCUGCAAGCAGAAGUCCAUUCCGGUGGUGCAGUGGAACAACGAGCAAUCGACCACGAUUCUGUACCAGCCCUUUGUCCUGCUGCUCCACAAGCUGGGCAUUCAGCUGCCGGCGGACGCGGGCUCGAUCUUCGCCAGAAUCCCGGACUACUGGACGCCGGAGACCAUGUACGGACUGGCCAAGAAGCUGGGACCGCUGGACAAACUCAACCUCAAGUUCGACGCCAACGAGCUGGAGGAUGGGACGCCGACGACCCCGUUGCGGUACCGCCACACCGGACCCCGCAACUCCCUCAGCUCGGUGAGCAGCUCGGUGGACGUGGAUCUCGGCGAGUCCGAGGAGCUGGCCCUCAUACCCGAGGUGGACGCGGACGUGGAGAAGGCCCACGCCCUGGCAUCCCUGCCCUCGCCCAGCGAGAUCUUCGCGGUGCCCAAGACGAAGCACUGCAACUCGAUCAUCAGAUAUACACCCGAUCCCACGCCGCCAGUGCCCAACUGGCUGCAGUUGGUCAUGCGCAGCAAAUGCAAUCAGCGCGCAGGUCCGGCUGCUGAUCUCAGCGAUUGCGUGGGCUCCUCGGCGACAACCGUGGAUGAUGAGGGACUGGGCAAGUCCAUCAGCACACCCACCUCGCAGGAGACGCGCACCUCCAUGAGCACGGCUAAUGUCACUACCACUUUGAGCCUGACCAUGCUGAACACCUUCAUGGGAAGCCAAAACGAGAACAGCAGCAGUUCCGGAUGCGGUGGCACCGUGUCCUCCUUGUCCAUGGUGGCUCUGAUGAGCACUGGCGUGACGGGCGGUGGUGGUGGUCAAGAUGGCGGUGGCGGUCAAGAUGACGGCGGCGGUCAAGAUGGCAGUGGCGGUAGCGGCGACGAUGGUGUCGGCGACGUUGGCGGUGGCUCCUCCGGUCUGGACAUGGAUGCGGAUGCCUUCGAGGGCAACGGAUCGCACUUCCCGCGGGCCAACAACUUGGACCAGGAGUACAGUGCCAUGGUGGCGUCUGUGUACGAAAGGGAGAAGGAAUUAAACAGCGACAAUGUCUCUUUGGCCUCGGACCUGACCAGAAUGUAUGUGAGCGAUGAGGAAGAUCGACUCGAGCGAACCGAGUUCCGGCUGCCCCACUAUCACUGAGGAUCCAGUCCCAAUCGAUCAGAUAUCCGAGUUUUGAGUGAGGCCUACCAGCUGGAAAGAACUGUACCUUAAUCAAUCAAAUCGAGUAACAUUUAAUAUUAUCCGGCACAAGGAUUGUACAUUUAAUGACCUCUGAAUGCAAAAAGUAUACCUGAUUAAUUAGCUACGCAUAAAGUAAAGUACGCGGUUGAAGAAAAGUUAGAAGCAGAAAGUGUAGAAAAGUGCAUUAUUUGGAUAAUGAGUGUGAGGCUCUGCAGACUGUAUGUCUAUUCUAGCCCAAUAGAUACUCUUAAGUUAACCCUAGUUUCCAAUCGUAUUCGGUAUACUUACCACAUACACACACACACAUUUAUAUGUAAAUGGGCAGUUCCUGGUUGAAAUAGUGCAAAUAUACACAGAUAAAUCUAUUUACACGAUUAAGAAAGAAGAGCGCCGGUGUCCAAAAUCCAUCUGUAUGUAUAUCCUUAGUCAUAAGUUAUGCUUAGCAGUAAUAAAGCUUUCCCUGUAGCCAAAA